AUGAAUAUACUAUCCUCAUACCAAAUUUAUCGAAAAUGUCGUCCACUUCCAUUAUUCCGGUAUCUAUUUACUAGUCCAGUAUGUCACAAAGGGAGAAAAGGGUAUUUUGAAAGAUUAAAACGCGAGCGUCCUCAAAAACCCAGAACUGUGCCUCUUUCCCAAAUAGACCCGAACGCCGGUGACGGGUACUUCAAAAUAACGUUACGGCGUUCUACCAUUGGACUUCCUGAGAAAAUACGGCGCAUAGUAAAAGCACUCGGUCUUAAAAGAUUACAUAAUACAGUAUAUCGUGAACAACGACCAAUAAUUGCCGGUAUGAUUUUAAAAAUAAAGGAGCUUGUUGAAGUGGAAAAUGUAUCAAGUAUUCCUGAAAAUACAAGUAAUAGCCCAGAUCGAGGUUAUGUGAUUGUUAAAAGAGAUAGGGUCAAUUCAAAGUAA
Messenger RNA from Ambispora leptoticha, 438 nucleotides. The record is from the annotation of a GenBank genome assembly. Lineage: Eukaryota; Fungi; Glomeromycota; Glomeromycetes; Archaeosporales; Ambisporaceae.